Messenger RNA from Etheostoma cragini (Arkansas darter), 1302 nucleotides. Its product is annotated as phosphoribosyl pyrophosphate synthase-associated protein 2. Gene Ontology annotation, cellular component: cytoplasm; ribose phosphate diphosphokinase complex. Gene Ontology annotation, molecular function: ribose phosphate diphosphokinase activity; magnesium ion binding. Gene Ontology annotation, biological process: 5-phosphoribose 1-diphosphate biosynthetic process; purine nucleotide biosynthetic process. The transcript is spliced from 11 exons. Lineage: Eukaryota; Metazoa; Chordata; Actinopteri; Perciformes; Percidae. The record is from RefSeq and is a predicted model, not a curated record. The coding region runs from base 227 to 1300 and encodes 357 amino acids.
UUUCUAGCAUGUGAUUGGUCGAGCUGCACGUCCAUCAAAACUGAUGACAUCGCAAGCUGUCGGAGUGAGGGGAACAGGUUGAGAAGAGAGGCUUGUAUAUUCAAAUACUGUUGGUUGCAGACUGUAACCAGACCUAACACGCAAACUGGAAGGGCUCAGCGCAGCGUGGGUGCCCAGGGAGCCACUGCCUGAGUGUGGGGAAAACAGCGGCCGAGACCCCAAAGACAUGAAUCACACCAAGGGUGGCCUGGUCAUCUUCACUGCCAACUCGCACCCCGCCAGCCGCGAGCUGGGAAAGAGGAUUUCAGAGCGGUUAGGGGUGGAGCUUGGCAAGGUGCAGGUGUACCAGGAAGCUAACAGAGAAACGCGGGUACAGAUCCAAGAGUCAGUGCGAGGCAAAGAUGUCUUUGUGAUCCAAACAAUGUCCAAGGAUGUAAACACCACCAUAAUGGAGAUGCUGAUCCUGGUGUACGCGUGCAGGACGUCCUGUGCCAGAAGCAUCACAGGCGUCCUCCCCUACUUCCCCUAUAGCAAGCAGUGCAAGAUGAGGAAGAGGGGCUCCAUCGUCUCCAAGCUUAUUGCCUCUAUGAUGUGUAAAGCUGGUCUCACCCACCUGAUCACCAUGGACCUCCAUCAGAAAGAGAUUCAAGGCUUCUUCAACAUUCCAGUGGACAACCUGAGAGCCUCCCCCUUCCUGUUGCAGUACAUACAGGAAGAGAUCCCUGACUAUAGAAAUGCUGUGAUUGUGGCCAAAUCCCCAGCCUCUGCCAAAAGGGCUCAGUCGUUUGCUGAGCGACUGCGUCUGGGUAUAGCAGUGAUCCACGGUGAAGCUCAGGAUGCAGAGUCAGACCAGGUAGACGGGCGGCACUCGCCACCCACCGUCAAGACCACUGGAGCCAUUCACCCCAGCAUGGAGAUACCAUUGUUGAUUCCUAAGGAGAAGCCUCCCAUCACUGUGGUAGGAGACGUAGGAGGACGCAUCGCCAUCAUAGUGGAUGACAUAAUCGAUGAUGUGGACAGUUUUGUGGCAGCAGCGGAGACGCUGAAGGAAAGAGGGGCCUACAAGAUCUUCGUCAUGGCAACACACGGCCUCCUGUCCUGCGACGCCCCUAGGUUCAUAGAAGAGUCAGCCAUUGAUGAGGUGGUGGUGACCAACACGAUUCCCCACGAGCUCCAGAAGCUCCAGUGUCCGAAGAUCAAAACGGUCGACAUCAGCAUGAUCCUGUCGGAGGCCAUCCGCCGCAUCCACAACGGAGAGUCCAUGUCCUACCUGUUCCGCAACAUAGGGGUGGACGACUGAAC